CACCUUCCUUGGUUACUCUCCGAUCUACACAUUCUUCUUCCCUUUUGCGCCUUCACCUCUUCACUAGGACUUCAAUAUGGCGAAACGCAAGGCACCUGAAGAACUCUCCACUAAUGUGAAUACUAUCAAAGCUCGCAACCGCGUCUCCAACCUUACUGAAGAUGAGAAGGCUGUUCACUUAGCACAUCAUGCUGAUCUGAGCUACUACUUAAAGAAGUUAUAUAAGUCUGCAAAGUAUAUCGCUGCCUCUACUGAAGACAAGACACGUCUACAGAAUGAAUUAAAUGAGCGUAUUCGUGUUCAGACUGAGAAGGGUACCCAUGCAUCUUGCAUUGCGAAUCAGAAAGUCAAGAAUAUUAGCGCCUCUUCUUCUCCACAAGCACCACCAUCUACUCCGCCACAACUUCUGUCUGAGCUUGCUGCAUUUGAGGGUAUCUCAAGUAUCCCAAUUGAUGACGAUCAUAACAGCGAAUGGGAGGAUACUGAGGUUGAAGACGAUUUGGAGUUGGAGCUUAUGUUACGGCGCGACGAUAUUUUAAAUCAUGAGGCUGUUCUACCAGAUGAGCUUUCCGAUGAAGAGAUCGCUAGCAUCCAGGCUCUCUUAACUCAAGCGCGCAUUGAUGCCCAUGAAGAGUCCAAUUUCUGCAAGUGGCAACAUUUCUGGGAUAGAUGUAUCCGCUCAUAUACAAGAAAGGCUGGAAAGCUGAGAAAGAAGCCUGAGCAUCUAUUUGAGUAUAUGCCGUGGAUUGAUGUAGAGGAAGGCACUUUUCACGAGCUUGGAAGUUUGGAAAGUGGGCCCAAUGACCAGGACCUGCGCAGUGGUACCCAAAGUCUUACAAUCUUGUCGACAAUGGAUGGGUUGCAAGUCUCCACUCAUAGUUCUAGCUUCAAAGAGGCAUUCUUACUUGUCUACUCUAAGAAGUUUGAUAAGGAAAAGUGGACUAAGGUAUCAGCUGCGCAGGAUAUGUUGUUCCUGGAGCUAGAGUAG
Molecule: messenger RNA, 988 nt
Organism: Pseudogymnoascus destructans
Lineage: Eukaryota; Fungi; Ascomycota; Leotiomycetes; Thelebolales; Thelebolaceae
Exons: 6
Coding region: 77-988 (303 amino acids)
Source: RefSeq, a predicted model, not a curated record